This is a messenger RNA of Penicillium angulare, 2082 nucleotides long. RefSeq lists its product as uncharacterized. The coding region runs from base 1 to 2082 and encodes 693 amino acids. NCBI's taxonomy places the organism in Eukaryota, Fungi, Ascomycota, Eurotiomycetes, Eurotiales, Aspergillaceae. The record is from RefSeq and is a predicted model, not a curated record. The transcript has 2 exons.
AUGACAGUGGACGACGAAGCGUCCGCGAUAGACGCCCAGAUGGCUCGUCUCCGGGCCCAACUUGGAGGACUCCGAAAACGACGUCAGCUCCUUGAGCUAGAAUCUCAAGUGGCUGAGGAGGAAAAACUACUCCAAGAAGCAGAGGAUAAACUCAAUGCAUUUCGUUACCCGACUGCGAGUCCCUUGCACAGCGUGGAGCCGACUAUCAAUUCUACACGGGUGAUGGUGGAUGCUUUUAUUGACUCGGUUGUGAGCCCUCAAUCUGAGCAGCCACCUGUCACGAACGGUUCGGCUACCAAUGACAAUACUCGCCCGGUGUCGACUCAACCGAGUGAGACCCCGAAGCAAAACGGGGCGGCUGCACGAGUAUCGCCGUCCACGGUGCCUAAUAAGCGCCCUGCAGCUUCACCUACAGCUGUACCAAGUGGUGCAUAUAGGAAUGACGCGGUUUCGGUAUCGACCCUAGCACCACCACCCGCUAAAAUGCAAAAAGUGAACUCACCUACACCACAAAACCAACCUCAGCAGCCGAAUGGACAACCCAUUACGUCGGCUAAGCAGGUAGCUAACACGACUCCCAAGCCGGAAAUCACGGGAUCCAAUGUGAAGCCAGUCGCUCAGCAAGCAACACCCCAGGCGAUUUCAAACCCUCAGCCACAAAAACCUGCCAAUCAGGUGACAAAUGGCUCUGUGGCACAAGGGAACAGCUUGCCAGCUAAAUUGAGUACACCAGUAAGCCAGUUUACGGCUCUACCGUCAACCCUCCAGCAGGUUGCACCAGGGAAACAGAAGCCAGACUUGCUCGAGUCGCCGCAAGUUAGCCAGCACAUAACACCAACGUUGAGUGAGAAAAGUGAGAGACUCAGAAACAAGAUAAGUCAACUGAAGGAGGCCUCGCAUGGCAUCAAUAAGCCAGAUCAACAACCAGCGCAACCAGUGCAGCCAGCGAGCCCACAGUCGGUUGAAAAAGAGGGCAAAGUUUACGUCUUUCCUCCGCGGCCUCCUAAAAUCCCACUGUACCAGGCUAAAAAGUGGGAUGAAUGUCAAAAGUUUUUCACUGGAAUGGAAGCUCACUUUCUCAAACAUCCCUCUUUCUUCCCCACCGAUAGCUCUAGGGUUGACCUAGGUGUCCGUUAUCUUGCACCGGAAUUUCGUUUUUACUGGGACACGUUUGCCGAAAAACAUGGCAAAUCAUGGAAUACCUAUAUCAUCUUCUUGUCGCAUGCACUGGCUCGCGACAGCAAUGAAAAGACGGCUACUAUGCUCUUUACAAAUGGGACUCAAUUUUACAACCAAUCCGUCAAAGAUUUUGCAAUCUGGAUGAUUCAGUGGGAGCCUCACCUUCUGUUCAAUGUUAAGGAUCAUAUGUUCCAUCUGAAAAGAGGUCUUCUGCCAUCUAUCCGAGCCAAGGCGACCUUAUCACAUGAUAAAUUUGACAACUAUCUUUCAUAUGUGGUUUAUCUUCAAUCCAUUGAGAAUUCAAUCGUUGAACGUGUGAAGUUUUUCGGCGGCAAACAGCCAAACUUCUUCAUUACGAAUGGGCCUCAAUACGAAGUGGAGGAGCAGUCUAACACACACUCCAACGAAAGACCCGCGGCAAAGCCUGAAGGGCAGCCUAUACAGAUUUCCAAAGCAAAGGCCCAAGAGAAUGCCAAAGAGUCAUCGCCUCCUACUAAGCCGGGGCAGUGCAACGUUCGCCGCCCAGGCAGCCCAGAGAUCGCUCGCCGUCUAGGAGGCCCAGAGAUCGCUCCCGAUCUUGGUCCCCUCGAGCUCGCUCAAGGUCUAGAGGCUACAGGCCGCGUUCGCCGUCCCGAGCCCCUAGAGCUGGCUCCCCAUCGAGGGGUUACAGAGCUCGCUCCCCAUCCAUGCCAGGAAGAAGGUACUCUAGAAGAUACAGAAGUCCAUCGCCGCCCAGAAGAUCAAGAUCCCGCUCAUCACCUAGACGUCGCCGCGGUCGUUCGCCAUCCAGAGCCUCCAGAUAUCGCACGCGAGAGGACUCAAGAGAGCGCGCAUCGCCGCCAGUUCACAAGGAUCGUUCUUCGUUUAUCCGGCCACCAAGUCCUCAACAUAUCCCAGACAUAG